AUGGCUGACAUGGACGAGGAAAUGUCAGAGGACACGCUCCCCCUUCGGCAGGACCUCACUUGCCCCGUGUGUCAGGGCAUCUUCCAGGACCCCAUGUUGUUGCCGUGCACCCACAGCUUCUGCCGGGAGUGUCUGGAGAGGAGCUGGCAGGUCAACAAGAAGUGUCCGGUGUGCAGAAACCCGUCUGACGAGCGACAGGCCAUCCCUAACCGCGCGCUCAACGACGCCUCGGCGAGCUUCCUUCGGCAGAAGCGAACCGCCCCGAGCGGAGCCAAUGACGAAGAAAUUGUCUGUAACCUCCAUCUGAAGCCGCUGGCGCUUUACUGUGAGAAGGACGAGGAGCCAUUGUGUGCGGAUUGUGUGACCCAGCACAAUACACACCGACUGUGGUCGCUGAAUGAUGGCACAAGCAUCUGUAAGAAGGAGCUUGGCUACAAAGUCCAGAUUUUUGAAAAGAAAGUGGAAUCAUACAAAAAAAUGACAAAGAAUUUCAACAAUGCAGUGGAAUAUAUCAAGUAUCAGGCUGGAGAAGCAGACAAAAUUAUCAGGGCAGAAUUUGAAAGGCUCCACAAGGUGCUUUAUGCUGAAGAAAAAAGGCGUCUAAGUGAUUUGGCCAUUGAGGAGGAGGAGAAGAUCAAAUCCAUACAAAGAAUGAAUGAACAGAUGCAAAAGGACAUUGUUAAUAUAAAACAGCUCAUAGAGUCUCUGAAGAAAGAGAUGGGCAAUGAGGAUCUGCCACUUCUGCAGAAUUUCCAAAAAAUAAAAAGACAAGCCCAGUGGACUGAACCUGAGCCUGGCUUUGUGUUUGACUCGCUUAUGAACAUGGGCAAACACGUUGGCGCUUUGAGCUACAACAUAUGGAAGGACUUGAAAGCUCAUGUCCAGUAUUACCCAGUUGUACUAGACCCAAACUCAGCCUCUCCAUGGCUCUCCUUGAAUGCUAGUCUCACCACUGUGAAGGAGAGCUCAGAGCGGCUGACGGUUCCUGAGAACGCAGAGCGCUUUGAUCCGUGCGUCUUUGUCCUCGGUGCUGAAGGUUACAGUUCUGGCAAAUACAAGUGGGACAUCAUCGUUGGUAACAACCCCAAGUGGAUUCUGGGAGUGUGCAAAGAGACUGUGGCUCGUAAGAAGAAGUUUACGCUCUCAACAAGUCGUGGUGUGUGGGCCAUUGGCCUGAGUAAAGGAGUGUAUACCGCCUUCACUGCACCAGAGCGGACAGAGCUAGUCGUGUCGCAGUGUCCUGAAAGAAUUCGCAUCAAGCUAAAUAUAGAAAAGGGAGAAGUGUCAUUUUGGGAUGGGGGGAGAGAAAUUCACUUGGUCACUCUCUCACAUAAGUUUGAAGAUAGGUUGUAUCCAAUUUUUGGCCCUGGGCUUCAUAAUACUCCUAUGAUUCUGGCUCCUGGAAAAAUGGCUGUGCACACGUCAUAAAACAUUUCACAAAAAGAGGCUUGUUUACCUGAAGCUGAAUAGUUUAAAAUAAAUAUUCAAACUUUUUUUUUUUUAGCAAGAAACAACUUGCCAGCUCAACAACACUUUACCAAAUAG
This is a messenger RNA of Nematolebias whitei (Rio pearlfish), 1545 nucleotides long. It is a transcript of the gene trim35-28, whose product is annotated as tripartite motif containing 35-28. The coding region runs from base 1 to 1428 and encodes 475 amino acids. NCBI's taxonomy places the organism in Eukaryota, Metazoa, Chordata, Actinopteri, Cyprinodontiformes, Rivulidae. The record is from RefSeq and is a predicted model, not a curated record. Gene Ontology annotation, molecular function: protein binding; zinc ion binding. The transcript has 6 exons.